AUCGUCCUCGAGUAUUCCACCCGUUUUGCCAUCCUACUUGCACUACACAUUACUACGCGCCAGAAACUCGGGUCUUGCAUCGCAUAUUCUAGGUGUUCUCCACGGCUGAGCCGCUCCCCUAUGUCCGAACCCGGCAUGCCUCCGCGGCGCGACGGCGGCGAGGAUCCGAAAAGGAUCGGGCUGUGGAAGAUUGGUAGGACGAUCGGUACUGGGAGUUCAGGGCGAGUUCGCAUAGCGCGAAACUCUAGAACUGGCCAAUAUGCGGCGGUGAAGAUAGUCUCGAAGGCGUGCUUAGACUCCACGCGAUCGCUCGAGCACCUCAUCGAGGAGGUAGAACAUACACAACUCUCUGUCGAGCGCGAGAUUGUCGUGAUGAAACUUAUCGACCAUCCCAACAUCAUGCGCCUCUACGACGUUUGGGAGACCUCCUCGGAACUCUAUCUCAUUCUGGAAUACGUGCAGGGUGGCGAGCUGUUCGAAUAUCUGUGCUCGAAAGGAAGGCUACCUACGGAUGAAGCCUUGCGUUACUUCCAGCAAAUCAUCGCGGCCAUCGACUACUGUCACAAACUCAACAUUGCUCACCGCGAUCUCAAGCCGGAGAACAUCCUCCUAGAUGAAAACCUGAACGUCAAGAUCGCUGACUUUGGUAUGGCCGCAUGGCAAGCUAACGGUAUGCUGCGCACUUCCUGCGGUAGCCCUCAUUACGCAGCGCCGGAGAUCGUCAGCGCGAAAGCCUACAGUGGCUCUGCAGCUGAUAUCUGGUCAUGCGGGGUGAUACUCCAUGCUCUGCUGGCCGGUAAACUACCUUUCGAUGAUCCGGAUCUGGGAAUUCUGCUCGAGAAGGUCAAAAUUGGAACAUUUCGAAUGCCAACGGGAAUCGAUCCUCUUGCUCAAGACUUGAUUCGAAAGAUGCUGACGGCGAAUGUCGAGGACCGGAUCACGAUGGUCGAAGUUCUUCGACAUCCGUUCUACACGUCAAUGGCACCCACAGUCAUUCCCUCGGUUGUUCCUGCCCUCGAUAACGUCUCUCAGCCACUGGACUCGCUCGAUUCCAUCGACCCCGACAUCUUUGCCAAUCUGCGCACCCUGUGGCAUGGCGUUCCGGAUUCUGACAUCGUCGCAAGUUUGCAAAAUGGAGAACUUAAUUGGCAAAAGCGUGUCUAUCAUCUGCUUGUCAACUACCGGAACCAGCAUUUCGAAGAUAUGCAGGCGGAAGAAGAGCUGGUGUCUCGACGCAAGAAGAAGAAGACCUCAAAGAUGAAACACCGAGCGGUUCUGGAGAGCUCGUCACACACCUCUGAUAUGCGACCGUCACAAUCGUCUCUCCCUCCUCACAACGAUUCAUUGACUCCUUUCGUGCCCACCAUCAAUUUCCAUUCGGCGACGCCUUCACCCGACAUUUCAGCGCAGUGUCCUUCGACCCUCCCUCCGCUCGUAGUCCCGCAGCUCGAAGACGACAAGAUGCAAGUUUUCUUUCAUCAAAUUGUGAAUCACUUGAACACCCUGCAAGUCAAAUCGCCUGAUCCGUCCCAAAUGUCUCCCAAUCAUUUGCUGGACGUUCUUUCUCAAUUUCCUCAUCCGAAUGAAGCAGUCAUCGCACCACCGCCAACGCCGGCAAAUCUGGCGACCCGGCCUCUGAGCCUCCAUCGGAAGGAGCGUCAUCCGCGGCUCACAGUCGAUACGCGGGCUGAAGACAAGGAGAACGCGCAGAUGUAUGCUGCUGGCUCUGCAGCUGUUACUAAACGGUCGUCCCUGCGCAGUGAUACGGCGAGAACGACGCGGGCGAAGAAAGUUCAGAUCUUGGAUCCUCCGCCCGGAUCAAAGCUGAAGAGACGCAAAGCAUCUCCCCUCUCACCGGCUUUCUCAGAGGCCGGUUCUUCUUUCACGCUGCCCUCUCCGUGCCUCUCGCCCGCUUCUCAGUCGCCUAAGCGCACGUGGUUUGGUCACGUCUUCAAAUUCAAGCCUGUCACGUGUUCUCUGGAAUCAGUGCAUGAGUUCCAUGUGACGAAGAAUGAAUGUCGGCGUGUGCUAAUGGGCAUGGAUGUCCGCGUGGUGCUCGAGGAUGCGGAUGGAGGUAGUGUUCUGAGAUGCCGAUUCGACGAAUUCCGGGAUCCUGCCGGUGUUAUGACCGUUGUCAAGGCGGUCAAGUUCAGGGUCGAGGUGCAGCGGUGUCCAGGCUCGAGCGAGGGUGUCAGUCUCGUCCUUGUGCACGAGAAAGGGUCGGUGGAUACUUUUAAGGAAAUUUUCAAGCGUCUUCGGCGGGAAUGGGUCUUGGACGACAUUGAGGCUCCUCUUCAUCGGGCUAUUGUUCCGAGUCCUGUGGUUCCCUCUGCGAUUUGGUGAUUGAUUGUACACUGUUGCACACAUACCUACAUUACUAUCUAAUCUUAUCAUGUGCUCAACUCGAUCCAC
This is a messenger RNA of Mycena citricolor, 2412 nucleotides long. NCBI's taxonomy places the organism in Eukaryota, Fungi, Basidiomycota, Agaricomycetes, Agaricales, Mycenaceae. The record is from the annotation of a GenBank genome assembly.